UCCCCUCUAGGUCUCUCUAUCCUCACCAAAGCUGUUGAGGCUACUUUGCGCAUGUACGGCCAGCCGCACCGAGCAUUGCAUCGACACCAAGAUGGCGAAAACACGUCUGGCUUGCCUCCUGACUCUCCUCUCAACUCACUGUUACUUCAGUGUGUUGGCAGUGGUGCUAAAAACGAGCGAGGAAUCCCCCUCCACAGACGAAUUUAACAGGGUUGAGUUGUCAUGUUUGAUUGAGUCCAUAACCACAAUGCAUCCACGCAUCGAAUGGAAAAAGAUCACCAACAAUAAGCCGAGUUACGUUUACUUCGACAGGAAGAUCUCGGGUGACUUGGAGAACAGAGCUGUGAUCAGAGAGCCGGCCACGUUGGUGAUAACCAACGCCACAAGGUCAGACACAGCCAAAUACCGAUGUGAGGUCACCGCCGCUGAGGACAACAAGUCAUUUGACGAGAUUGUGAUCGACCUUGUAGUGAGAGUGAAGCCAGUGGUGCCAAAAUGCAGCGUUCCAAAGUCUGUGCCUUUCGGGAAGUUAGCUGAGCUCAGCUGUGUGGAGGAGGAGGGCUUCCCCAAGUCUCAGUACCAGUGGUUCAAGAACAGCGAGGAGAUUCCAGAGGACCCCAAGUCCAGUCCCAAAUUCCUUAACUCCUCAUACACGCUCAACACAGGAACAGGAACUCUGAGAUUCACUUCAGUCAUAAAAGAAGAUGCAGGCGAAUAUUACUGCCGAGCGAAGAACGAUGCAGGACAUGCUCAGUGUGCGCCCCAGAAGAUGGAAGUGUAUGAUAUUGACAUUGUGGGGAUCGUACUGGGAGUGCUGGUGGUGGUUAUUGUGCUCCUAUGUAUAACGGUGGGAAUUUGCUGUGCAUACAAACAAGGCUACUUCUCCGGUCAGAAACAGACCGGAAACAAUUACAAAGUUCCAGCCAAGGGAGACGGAGUGGACUACGUCAGGACAGAGGAUGAGGGGGAUUUCCGACACAAGUCGUCAUUUGUGAUCUGAUGACGGAACAAGGACAGUGAGGGCUGCCGCGCUCCGAGACGUGACAAUCGGGCCCGCCCUCCACGCUGCUGGACCGCCGAGCUGCAACAGGCCGAGCUCUGGAGGUCACAGCGGGACUGAAACCCAACCACUCAAACUUGCCAAAGGUGACAGGAGCUCGCAGGCCACAAGAUGUACAAAAUAUUAUCACCCUCAUUUGAGUUUUGUUUGCUAAAUUAUGGUUCUUUAUUUCCAGUCAUUGCAUGGUUUUUAACAUAAACUGAGGAGGCAGGAAGGAAGCAUCUCUGAUGUGCCAGGUAGAAACGGAGGAGGCAGUCUAUCAUGUCAACUUUCUACUGUAAACAUUUAGCUUUUGUCAUUUGUAUAACAUUUGUUUUCUACUGUUGAAACACUAUUUUUGAUGGAAUAUAUUUUAAAAUGCCUAUAGAUAAAAGUUUACUUUUUUAAAUAUUUGUAAUAUACUAACAUGUGUGUAGAUUGUUUUUUGGUUUUUUUUCCUUUGGUUGUGGAUAAAAGUUUGUAACACUUUAACCACUUUGUGUUAAGCUGUAAGCAUUCUCACCUUCUCAAAAGAAAGACUUGCUGCUUCCACAUCCAGAAGUAAACCCCGAUGGCCGCUCUCACUUACUGAGUCGCUCCACCCAGUCCGCGUUAAAGUGACAAAACUUCCACGUUUGUGUUCGUAGGUAGUCUUAGCGAGAGGCUUCAGUGAGAGCCAAACGCUGUAAACACUGUACCAAUCGGAGCUGCGUGUUUUCUCAUUUUAAGUGUCCUUCAAUGCUUACAGUUAGUCCUGUGUGUAUUGCAGUUCCUGUCAGGAUAGAGUUUGCCGUCGUGCACCGCAGUAUGUGUUGAGUAUUACACCAUAGCAGUGAGAGUGACGAUAAUACAGGGUUUGUAAGUUAACCUUCCAGAACCAGAGGACCCACAACAAAACUGCUAAAAAGCUAGAUGUGGUACCGGCGGGGUCUCUACGCAGCCUGGGAAAGUCUGGAAUUUGAUUUCAGUGUUAUGCAGGUCUGGAGGUAAAAAUAACAAAUUUGUUUUUCCAGACUUUAUUCCCCAUCCAAUUGACUAAGUAUUGUGUCCUCCCUCAUGUCUUCUCUAGGCCUGUCACAGUAACACAUUUUGCUGGACAGUAAAUUGCCCCGGAAAUUAUUGCAAUAAACAAUAAUAUUGCUGGUAUGAGUCAAUUUUCAACUAAUUUGUUGAUAAUGGCCUAACAGUGCAAGUUCGCAGUCUCGCAGGCUAAUAAACUUUAAUUUAGUACAGAACACUUCACACUGGAACUGAAAAAUAUUGUAAAUAAACAAAAAUAAAACACAACACUCAAAAACAAUAGAUAAAACAAGCACAACUAAAACCAGAAAUGUACUUGAUUGUGAUGCCUCCACACAAAAUUGGCCUUCAAAAAAUGUUAAUCAUCAGAAUUGAAAUUAUUAAGCUCAUUUUAAUUUAUCAUGUCAUUAAUGGUUAUUGUGACAGGCCUGGUCUUUUCCUUCUUCUCCUGUUCUCUUGCCUUCUGCCCCCUUCAGUCUUUCAUUCGUUCCAUCCUUCCUCCAUGUUUGAAAAGCAUAAAUAUCAUCUUAAAAAAUGAACAUUGAACUGUAGUAUUCAACAUUUGAAGUAAACAUUAAGAACUAAAUAUGGAAAAAGUCUGGAAUUUCCAGAGAAAACCUGCGUAGGAACCCUGUACUUAUUUUUAAUUCUACUAAGAAAAAGAUGUUUUUUAAAGACGACUAAAUAAUGAAUUUAACAAGAGGAAUAGCUCAUCAGAACCCAGUACUUUAACUAGACUCCACCUUGUCCAAACUCUGCGUACUAACAUCAAACAACUCUGCUUAGUAGCUUUCAUAGUGCACAAAGCUAAAUAUGGAACAAAGACUGAUAAAGCCCAUGGGCUGCACCAACAAUCCUUCAAUCUGGGAAAAGUCUUAUUCUGGUUUGAACAAACCAAGGGAGCCCAGAGAAGCUGCUGACACAAAUAACUACACACAGAAAGAAUGAACCCGUUUUGUAUCCAUACUCAUUCACAAAAUGGCUGUCUAGUUUGCCAGCUGAGCCAGAAGAAACAGCAACAUCCUCUCUUUUCUUAGAUUCCUCUUUCAGGUGCGAUCCUGUCCUAACGCCCACAGCAAGCUCGCUCUGGGUAAAGUAUCAGCCAGGCAUGAAGGGAGUCACUUUAAUUCCUCUGUCACAUUAUCUUCCUGUUGAUGAUUCAGUUAAACCAGAGCAGGUUCUGCCCAACACAAUUUAAAUGCAUAAUGUGGAGCAAACGCAGGAUGAUGGAUUUAGUUUAGUUAGUUGAGUAGUUCCUCAACUAACAUACCAGAAAACUGCAAAAACACAAAAUCCUACCAAGGAUUUUUGGUCCACUCUCUAGUGCAAAUAUCUUAGUGCACUUGAAAUAAGACAAAACUGACUUGCAACAUAGGAGCGUUUUUGAUGGAUUAAUAUUGUUGGAAAAAGCACUGUUUCAUGGGAAAAUGUUACGUUAAUAUUUCCCCAUGUUAACGCAACAUGGGGAAAUGUAGUUAUAAGGGGGAAAACCUGCCAGUGGAAGUGAUACUUUUUCAUUAAUAUUAAGGAAUUAUUGACAAGCUCCUGUAUUGUGCUUAAAAGUAACUUACAUGUUAUUUUUCUCUUAUUUCAAGUGUACUAACAUAUCUGCAUUAGAAACCAGACCAUUCUUGAUAGGAGUUUGUUUUUUUACAGUGAACCCUUGAAUCUGUUGGACUGAGACAAACAUCAACAGACACAUGUGGCUUCAAUUACUGUAUAUUUCUGCUCGGAACUUAUAAUUUCUGUGUUCCAAGUCUGAAAAGUAAAGUGAAACUUCCUCUUUGAAAUCGGCAUUUUAACGAGGAAUCUUGACAGUUGUUUUCCAACCCUAAAUAGGAAAAAAAAAUAGAAUAAAAAAUAAAACCUCGACAUGCUGCUGAAGUUAUCGCUUUUAACUGGGAACAUCAUCAUUCCCAGAUCCAAACUCCCAAUGAAGCUAAUCGAAUGCAGAGAAAAGCCUCUUUAGACGCCCAGAUACAAAGAAAAAUCUUCUUUUUUUUUUGGCAAAAAUGCUUCAGACCCUGUAAUUUCAAGCUGAUGGUUUGUUUUGGUGCAGCUCAGCCUCUACAGCUUUAAUCACAGCUUGUUCUCAUUCCACUCAGCGGAGCGUUACGUCACAGUGAAGUAUUGAUUCAUUUGGGGUCUGGAUGGUUAACACUUGAACUGAUUGUAAAUAGAUGUCUGCUUUUUUUUUUUCUUUCUUUCUUUCUUUCUCCAGAUUAUGUGAAGGAGUGAAAACGCGUUUUUAUUUUUAUUUCUUUAAACUGAGGCAAUAUGAAACUCUUUCCAUUAGUGAGACUGAAGAACAUUUCAUGUGAUCUUUCACAGCCGGUGAGAACAAGAGCUUCUCGGGUCAGCUUUCGUUCCGAGCUCUUUGUCCAUUUUAGUUUUGUAAUCUGAAAGAGUUUUGUAGAUCACCUGCUUCAGUGUUUUCCAGAAGGCCAGCUGUGAUCAUCAGAGACGGAGAAUCAGCUGAAAUGUUAACUUAUUGUCAGUCAUGGUAGAGACGAUGUGCCCGACUAUUUUACACCGUCAACAUGUCAAUCGGGUUCCUGCAGAGUCGAAAAACGUACGGCCAAUUGCGCAACUUGAAUUUAUGAAAAUAAAAUUUCCCACUGUCACGUUUAUUGCUACCAGACGAAGUUAAAAAAUGCAGAAAAUUUUUAAAAGUUGGCUCUGGGACUACUAGAUUAAAAAACAUAAGCAGGAACCCUGUGUCUAAGUGUACUCUUUUCCCAAUAAUAAGUGGGACAAAUACGACGAAUCAACGUUUUUCAGCAUGUUGCUGAAAUCCCCACUCUUCAUUUCUAAAAAAAAACGCUCAUUCCUCUUAAGUGCCUUCCGCCUUCAGACCCGUCCCGCGUCACCGGAGACGUCUCAUGGCGUCGUCGGAGGUCCCCUCACCGUUUUACCCGCAAAAGCUUGAGAGGAAUGAUGCUACUGCAAACUCUGCUUUCCCUCUUUGCAUAUCUGAUCAUUUGUAAAUAUUUUUUUUUCCAUGGAUUUGAAGAUAUAGACAUGUUGAAGUAGAAAUUAAUAAUUGUUAGUGCCUAUAUAUAUAUAUAUAUAUAUAUAACUAUAUAUAGUGGGACAGAUUUUCGGGGAGUGACGACUGCUACCCAAAGCACUCCGGCUUUACAACAGGUUUCCUUUCCACCCGCCGCCGCUGUGCUCACCCACAUGAUUUCAUUUGCGAACCCGCCCCUGUUCUGCUGCUCGCCGAGGUAAACACCGCGCGCAGGGAUAAAACCAGACUGUGUUCACUGAUAUGACAGGCAGGUGGAAAUGAGGCAGAGUUCUUGCCUGCAGGUGGCUCUGAAGGAGUGUGUGUGGAGGCUGGGACGAUGUGGGGUUUUUUAUUUUCACAUCAUGUACAUGUGGAAGUGACGCCUGUCAAACACGACUCUGAGCCACCUGGGCAAAGGGGAUCGUCUUUAAAGGAGCCUCUGGGUUGCUUUUGUUCAUUUUAGAGCAAACUGUUUGUGAUGAAUAAAACUCACUCCUUGUUUUCCUGGA
Molecule: messenger RNA, 5578 nt
Organism: Xiphophorus hellerii (green swordtail)
Lineage: Eukaryota; Metazoa; Chordata; Actinopteri; Cyprinodontiformes; Poeciliidae
Product: junctional adhesion molecule C-like
Exons: 9
Coding region: 92-1000 (302 amino acids)
Biological process (GO): cell migration; cell-cell adhesion
Cellular component (GO): plasma membrane; cell-cell contact zone; protein complex involved in cell adhesion
Molecular function (GO): protein homodimerization activity; protein heterodimerization activity; cell-cell adhesion mediator activity
Source: RefSeq, a predicted model, not a curated record